This is a messenger RNA of Dryobates pubescens (Downy woodpecker), 1611 nucleotides long. RefSeq names its product mitochondrial ribosomal protein L13 (gene MRPL13). The transcript is spliced from 7 exons. Gene Ontology annotation, cellular component: ribosome; mitochondrial large ribosomal subunit. Lineage: Eukaryota; Metazoa; Chordata; Aves; Piciformes; Picidae. Bases 51 to 590 code for a protein of 179 amino acids. Gene Ontology annotation, molecular function: structural constituent of ribosome; mRNA binding. The record is from RefSeq and is a predicted model, not a curated record. Gene Ontology annotation, biological process: translation; negative regulation of translation.
CAAAGGGCUCCGCUUCCCUUCCCCUGCUCCGCCGUGGUGGGAGGGCGGCCAUGGCCAGUUACACCAAAGCGGCCCAGCAAUGGGCUACUUUUGCCAGAGCCUGGUACCUCCUCGAUGCAAAGAUGCAACCACCAGGAAAAAUAGCAGUUGCCACUGCAAUGAGACUGGAAGGCAGGCAUAAACCUAUUUAUCAUGCAUUAAAUGACUGCGGGGAUCAUGUUGUCAUAAUAAAUACAAGACACAUUGCCUUCUCUGGUAACAAAUGGGAACAGAAAGUAUACUCUUCACAUACUGGCUAUCCUGGUGGUUUCAAACAAGUGACAGCAACUCAACUCCAUCUGAAGGAUCCAACUGCUAUUGUUAAAAUUACUGUUUAUAGAAUGCUUCCAAAAAACCUUCAGAGAAGAACUCUGAUGCAGAGGCUGCACCUGUUCCCAGAUGAUGUUAUUCCAGAAGAUAUACAGAAGAAUCUUCUACAAGAGAUUCCUCAGCCACGUGUAGUCCCUAAGAGGUUAGAUGAAUACACUCCAGAAGAAAUUGCUGCCUUUCCAAUGGUUUGGACUCCACCUAAAGAUUUUCGAAGGAAGUAAUGACAAUAAAAGAAGAAGUGGCAUCAGGACAGAAAUUCAUCUAACCUGGCAGCAUCUGUGUCAGCCCUUCUCUUCAAAAUGGUUUUGACAGGUGGUAGCAAACUAUGGGAAAUUUAUAAACCUUACUGUAUUUGAAACAGCUCACAACAGAUAUUGUCAAUGGCACCUGCACUCUGUAUGGUUUGGUACCUGUUCAUUACUUUGGGGUUUAAUACUAUUAAAGAAUCAAUAAGUUUUUAAUGAGUAUUUGCAUCUCCUGAAAACAGUGCAUUGCUCACUGAAAUGAAGUGUCUGACUAUAAAAGUUGCAAAAGUUGGGAUUCUGUGAAGUAAGAGCAGUGGACAACUACAGCCACAGAGCUCCCAUGAAUCCACGCUGCCAGCAAAUGAUCUGGUUUGGUCUCCUGGCGAAACAGGUGCUCCAUCCUUACACAGCUUGAUGGAUGAGAGAAUGGCAAUCUUAGUUCAGAAAAAGGGAACUGUUCUUGCAGAACUCAUUCUGUCUUGGAAGGAUGUGAAAAAAAACCCAAACAAACCACAACAGUGGCAUGAGCUCUUUGUUACUUCUGUAAUAGGUUGUGUGGUUCUUCUGAAAGCCUUUUCUGGAGCAUGGAGUGUGUAUAGCCUAUUGUCCUGCUUUUACCUCAGCUAGCAGCUGAGCCCCAGCAGUCCAGUUUCCCCCCCAACUCCCUGCCCUCCCCUCCCCGUGGACAAGGAGGAAAGGAGCUUGGAAAAGCCAAAAUGGCAGUUGAGGUAAGGACAAUUUCCUACUCUAUUGCAAGGAUAUCAGAUUACACAAAGGAAAAACAAAGUGAGGAAACUGUACAGAGGCAUUGAAUAAGGCAAAAGAAGUGUUUGAAAUUACUUUGCUUCUGCAGGUUACUUCCCUGAAGAUCAUUACUGCUUUUCUGCACAGAUAACCCUCAAAGCUGUUGUGCAAAUCAAUCAGAAAACUUGCUGUUUUCUGUCUAGUAGAAGAUGCUGGUAUGUUAUCUGACAAGAACAUUGGAUUACUUAUAACC